Rhizoctonia solani is the source of this 2565-nucleotide messenger RNA. RefSeq names its product heat shock protein HSP70 family protein. Gene Ontology annotation, biological process: endoplasmic reticulum unfolded protein response; negative regulation of hypoxia-induced intrinsic apoptotic signaling pathway; cellular response to hypoxia. The coding region runs from base 1 to 2565 and encodes 854 amino acids. Gene Ontology annotation, molecular function: ATP-dependent protein folding chaperone; ATP binding. The record is from RefSeq and is a predicted model, not a curated record. Gene Ontology annotation, cellular component: endoplasmic reticulum chaperone complex. NCBI's taxonomy places the organism in Eukaryota, Fungi, Basidiomycota, Agaricomycetes, Cantharellales, Ceratobasidiaceae. The transcript is spliced from 11 exons.
AUGAUCCCCCUCGUGGCGCUACUGGCGCUAUGUUCGCCGGCGUUGGCCUCGAUUCUCGCUGUCGAUUAUGGCUCCGAUACCAUGAAAGUCGCGCUUAUGAAGCCUGGUGUGCCAUUUGACGUUGUACUCGAUCGAGACUCGAAAAGAAAGAUUGCGAGUGUGGUUGGCUGGAAGGGUGAAGAUAGGCUAUUUGGGCAGGAUGGGCGUAACCUGGCGACUCGGUUCCCCAGCGACACCUUUUCAGGUCUAAAGCCUGUGCAGGGCGUACUAUUCGACUCGGGUACGACAUCUUACUACACGUCAGCCGCCCAAAUCGCCUUUGGACACACUUCACGGAAUACCUUUGCCGCAAAAAGACCAAACGGAGAUGAAUACUCGGUCGAGGAGCUGGUAGCCAUGCAGCUGGACUAUGUUCGAGAACUAGCAAGCAGUGUUGCAGGCGAAAACGUUCGGGAUAUCCUUGUGACGGUUCCUGGAUACUUUACUCAAUUCCAACGACAAGCGGUUAUUGACGCGACCGAGAUUGCUGGAAUGAAACUCAUCACUCUCGUCAAUGACGGAACAGCGAUCGCCGUGAACUACGCUAUGACAAGGCAGUUCCCCACUCGAGAGGUUCACAUGAUAUACGACUCUGGCGCUGCUGCUACCCGGGCUACCCUCGUUUCCUUCCAUACCACAACUACCCCUGCCAUAAAAAAAUCCGCCAAACCCGAAAACAUCACCCAAAUCACCGUCCUUGGAUCGGGCUUUGACACACUCGCUUCUGGUACCGAGCUCACUCGACGAAUCCAAACUCUUCUCGAGUCCAAGAUCCCGUCGAAUCUCAAGUCCGAGUUGAUUGAUCGUUCGUAUGCCAAGCUGACUAGGGAGGCUGAGCGUAUCAAGGCAAUUCUGAGUGUUAAUACCGAGGCCAAUGCGGGCGUGGAAGGACUUGUCGCCGACCAGGAUUUCAAGACCAAACUCGAGCGAAAGGAAUUCGACAAGGCGACUGAGGAUUUGUUCUGGAGGUUCCAGCAACCAAUGUUGGAUGCUCUUGACGGAACAGAUGUCGGGCUUGCGGACGUCGAGAGCGUUAUUCUUCAUGGUGGUAAUACACGCGUUCCCUUUGUCCAGACAGUUUUGAAGAGCACGGUUGGAUCGGCCAAAAUUGCUACCAAUGUCAACGCGGACGAGGCCUGCGUUCUCGGCACUGCGUUCUAUGGCGCUUCCCUCUCCCGCCAAUUCAGGACCAAACCAAUCAAAGUCCAGGAUGCAGUCGUUCGUGAGGUCUUCCUUAGCUAUACCGCCGAGAACAAGGGCAAGGAUGGCAAUCCUCGCACCAUUACCAACGUGGUAUUCCCGGUUAGGUCUGCGACUGGAGUUAAAAAGACCUUGACUCUCAAGCGCAAACAAGACUUUGAUGUUGUCGUUGGAUUCAAGGAGAUUGAGCCUGCCGGUCAACCUGGCGCAAAUGUUCCUACACUUCGGUAUACCAUCUCCGGCGUAGAAACCGCAUACAAUAACCUCACUGAACGCGGAGCAACCGAUGCUGCUGUCAAACUCACCCUCCUCUAUUCAGAGAGUGGUUUGGCGAGCAUCACCGAGGCGGCUGUGGUUGGUACCGUCAAGGAUGACAGUUUCACUGGCAAGCUCAAGAACCUGUUUGGAGGAUCUUCGAGCACUACAACUGGUACCGAGACCAGUACUGCUUCUGUUUCCGAAGGAACCAAGGUUGAAGAUGAGCCCAAGGCACCUGUCGAGAAGCUCGAGUCGAUUCCUAUCACUGCAACCAUCGAACCCGUGACUAUCAAGCCGCUGUCCCUCGAUGAGAAGAAGGCUGCUCGCAAACGCCUGAUCGCUCUCAAUGCCGCUGCCUCGGCCAAACGUGAACGUGAGGAAGCAUACAACAACCUCGAAGGAUUUUUGUACCGUCUCCGCCGCUUGCUUUCCGACGACUCGGACGAGUCUCCGUUCAAUGGCUUCUCGACACCCGAAGAGAGGGCCAAGAUUGAGGAGGCUGUCGAUGCUGCUAUGGAAUGGCUUGAUGGUGCUGGGUCCCACGCGAACGCCAAGGAACUGUGGGCCAAACGUGACGAGAUUGAAACAAUGGAGAAACCCAUUCAACACAGGUACAAGGAAGCCGAGACCGGCCCCAAGGCCCUCAAGGACUUGCAGCAAGCCAUGUUCGCGGCCAAGUUGUUCGUUUCUUCCGCCAAAGAAAACAGGACCAAGAUCGAAGCCUUUAACAAACUCGUCGAGUCCGAUCCUGAUGGCGAACACGAACCUCUCGCUCCCAUGGCCGAAUUUACCGAAAAGGAGGUUCAAGAGGUCGAGUCGCUCAUGGCCGAGAACGAAGUCUACCUGAACGAACGAGUCGACGUCCAGAAGAGCUUACCAAAACACGUAGAUCCAGUCUUGGUCACGGCCGAUAUGAACUCGAGGGGGAUGAAGAUGCAGAGUCUUGUGCAAAAGUUGAUGAAGAGGAAGCCCAAGGUUCGGGCUGUGAAAAAGGCGCAGACGACAAGCUCGACGAGCUCGGCCAAGGCGGAGGAGACGACCAAGGAAAAGGUCAAGGAUGAGCUUUAG